AUGAAGAAAAAUUCUUCUGUAAUUUUCUUCCUUGUGGCCCUGUCACAAUUUAUCACGAUGGCAUUCCUCAUUAUCGGCUCCGUCACAGCUCCAAUUUUCAAGCAAAUCGGGUAUUCUAAAUACGACGAGAUCACAUAUGGUACAUUCGGCUACUGUAAAGAUGGUUCUUGCUCCAAGGCAAGCUAUAAUUACAAUCCUGAUCAAUUAUCGGACAGUGACAGUGACUGGAAGCUUAAUAGCAAUGCCAGGUCCAUACUGGGUAAAAUCAUCUUCGUCACGCCCAUUGCUGCUGGUCUGAAUUUUUUGGCAUUUUUUUCUACCAUCAUGAGUAUUCUCUUGAUUAACGUAUUAUCGAGUGAUAAGGUUGGUGGUGCAUCUGCCAUCAUGUUUUUUGUCAAUUUGGCAUUGUCCACUUUAGGCUUUCUUUCUGCUUGUUUGAUAUGCAUCGUGGCGUUUUUACUGUUCUACCCUCACGUCACCUGGUGCUCAUGGAUUUUGAUACCGGGUGCUGCUUUAUCCCUGAUAGUAGUUCCCUUGAUAUUCUUGGCUUAUUCAAGAAGCUCAGGUUCUAGAGAUGACGAUGAAAUGGAAGAAUUGGAAGAAAAGGGUAUGCUGCUGAACGAGCCAUAUCCAAACUCAGCGGCCGAGAGAUUCAAUAUCGAUGCUGAUGGUAAUUUCAAUAUGCGCGGAGACUCAAGAACGAAUUUAUUGAGUAACAGUUUCGAAAAUCGCACCAACGCUACAGUCCUGCCAGAUAUUACUUCACAUAUACAAGGUCCAAAGUUAUCGAAUGUAACCACAUCCACUGCAUCCGAUGUCUCCACUUACGAUAAAGAGGCCAAAGAAAUGGGGAACUCGAAUGCCUCUGAACUCAAUUACGAAGAAGACGAUGGUAUGGCAUAUGACAAGAGAAGGUCUACUUCUACGUAUUCUGUCAUUGAAAGUGAAAGUGGUCUGAAAAGCAGCGGUCCUUCCAAUGAUUACAUGAGAAAUAAUGGCAGUGAUACCGACAACAAUAUAAAUAACAAAGUACUUUUGGCGAAAACGGGAAUUUCAUCCAGCCCAUCAUUGGCAUCCUCAGACUACUCCCAAAGAGACGUCAUCCCUCACAGGAAUCCUUCGAGGCUAUUGAAUGAUAUCAUGGAGACCUCGUACAAUGAACCAAACGACAACCACAUCAAUAACAUGUCUUCUUUCAACGAUAAGGACUCAAAUCUAACUUCAAUAUCGCAAAAAGAUGUCAACACAGGAGUAUACAACCAAAUGCCCCAAUCAACGGCUGCGGCCCCUCAAAACAUGAGAUUUUAUGCUGGUCAACCACAUCCAAUGCCGUUAGCAUAUCAACAACAACAACAACAACAACAACAACAACAACAUCAGUAUAAUUUAUAUCAAAGAACUGCCCCUGCUGGUCCAGACCCUUCUAAUAUUAUUCUACAAAACAAUCCUCAUUUCAAUAUUGGCCCAAGUCAACUACCACAGCGCAGAAAUCCAAUACAACAAGCCGGUUUUUCUUCAAAUCCAUCACCAAGCCAAAGCCCCAUAACGUACGGUUACAAACCCGCCUACAAGAGGAGGUUACAAAAUAAAAAUCUGCCCAGGGCCACCACAACAUUGAAUAAUCCUUAUGGAUUCAGGUAA
Saccharomyces kudriavzevii IFO 1802 is the source of this 1641-nucleotide messenger RNA. It is a transcript of the gene TOS7, whose product is annotated as Tos7p. Gene Ontology annotation, cellular component: cell division site; growing cell tip; plasma membrane. The coding region runs from base 1 to 1641 and encodes 546 amino acids. The transcript has a single exon. NCBI's taxonomy places the organism in Eukaryota, Fungi, Ascomycota, Saccharomycetes, Saccharomycetales, Saccharomycetaceae. The record is from RefSeq and is a predicted model, not a curated record.